Messenger RNA from Strongylocentrotus purpuratus (purple sea urchin), 1750 nucleotides. Its product is annotated as sphingomyelinase C 2. The record is from RefSeq and is a predicted model, not a curated record. Bases 32 to 1378 code for a protein of 448 amino acids. Gene Ontology annotation, cellular component: extracellular region. NCBI's taxonomy places the organism in Eukaryota, Metazoa, Echinodermata, Echinoidea, Camarodonta, Strongylocentrotidae. The transcript is spliced from 3 exons. Gene Ontology annotation, molecular function: sphingomyelin phosphodiesterase activity.
UCUAUCAGUAGUCACUGUACACAUUUUCAAGAUGGGUAUUCUUCACCAGUCUCAGAGUUUGGUUUCAUGGAGUAUUAUAUUCUUUGCAGCUUGUUCCAUCGUACAGGGUCAGAAUUGCGAUAUAGAUGAGAAGCAGCCAACAGUCUGGCUUGGUGAUGAGAAUGAUGCGAAUUUCUGUCAAGGCAGCACCGAGCAGUGUGCUCACUUCGGUCUUGAUUUCGUCUGUGAGGAUCCGAAUGGAGGAUCACUUGGACCUUGUGUCAAUGGCACCAAGGUGAAGUGUGCGUCACCACCUGCUGUCCCUCUAGAUGAUCCCACUCCUGCCACCACUAUAAGAGUUCUUGUCUAUAACGUCUUUGAGCUACGCUAUCUAUACUGGCAGAGUGGUCAACGAGAACGGACCUGCCGUAUUCCACAUGAAGUGUUCAGUAUGCAUCCAGAUAUUGACGUCAUCGUGUUCAAUGAAGUCUUCAUGGGGGGUUGCUUUGCCCCUUUCAACAAAACCAUCGAAACAAGCACCCUUACCAUACGUGACAUCAUGGACCAAUAUGGAUUUAUCUAUUACACAGAAAACGUUGGCAUUGGAGAACCUUUCCCAAAAGUAGAGAAUGGUGGAGUAUUCAUUGCUUCUAGGUGGCCAAUCGUUAAGACUAAUUCUCGGGUUUUCAAUGUAACGGAGCCAUACUCGUAUAUGGCUAAAGGAGUUGUGUACACCAUGGUUAACAAGACUGUAGAUGGACAGAGCGUAUCAUAUCAUGUCUUUGGGACUCACAUGCAAGCAUUCCGAACCCCAAAUGCAGACUAUGUACGAGUUGCUCAGGCAACAAUCAUUCACGACUUCAUGCUGGAGCAGGACAUCGGUGAUGACGAGCCCGUCAUAUAUGGCGGUGACCUCAAUGCCAGACUCAACACAACAAACGGUGAUGACGUCGUCGACGCUCUAGACGCCACACUUCCAAGAAUCAUCGGUGAACUCAACGUCACCUACGAUCACGAGAACAAUGACGUAUUUGACGACAAUAACGAUACAAACUGGUGGUUGGAUUAUGCCUUGUUUAGUCGAUCUCACAUUCAACCUGAAGCUGCUACAAUACAUAUCGUAAGACCUCGUAUGUCUACAGCCUUAGAGAUUUGCUCCACGGCCAUAUCACCUCUCCCCAGCUACCCCAAAUCUGAUCUAUGCGUCGAAAGAAAGAACAUCACAGACCUGUCUGAUCAUUAUGCAGUUCUAGGGACUUUCCAUUACAACAUGGAUUCCCUUACUUCCACAGAAUAUCAGACGACGACUGAUUCUGGGGUUGGGUGCCUUAUUUUAAACCAAAUGAUCGCAUCUCUCAGCAUAUUCGUAUGUUUUAUUCUGAGAUUCUCACUCGCUUGAUGAAUCACUUUCUAAUAAUUCAAAUUGUACAUUCUAAAAUCUGAUGCCUGAUUUUCAGAAUAGUAAACAGAAACUCUUAGCCAAAGUAUCAUAUCAGUUGAUAUUCAGGUAUGCCAAAUCUGAAGUCAAUCUCGAUUCACAUUUACCUGUUUACGAUUCCGCCAAACCAUUUUACAUAAUAUUGUAUAUUGAUCUUUUACCUGACCAUAAAUUAAAAAUUCAGGGUUUCAGAUAACCAUGUGGUUGGCGGUUAGGAUUAGGCCUUAAGGUUAGAUAUAAUCAUACAAAUUUAAAAUGUGAUAGUUAAAUAAAACGGGUAAUUUCAGUCGAUAAUUACACUCAUUCUAAUAAAAGAAACAAAGAAUACAUCUG